This is a messenger RNA of Fusarium musae, 2946 nucleotides long. RefSeq lists its product as uncharacterized. Gene Ontology annotation, cellular component: endoplasmic reticulum; ERMES complex. The transcript has 2 exons. The record is from RefSeq and is a predicted model, not a curated record. Gene Ontology annotation, biological process: phospholipid transport. NCBI's taxonomy places the organism in Eukaryota, Fungi, Ascomycota, Sordariomycetes, Hypocreales, Nectriaceae. Gene Ontology annotation, molecular function: lipid binding. Bases 1 to 2946 code for a protein of 981 amino acids.
AUGGCCAGCUUCAAGUCUCUUCUUAUAGCAUACGUCCUCGGUGGUUUGACCUUUAUACCGCUGGUGAUAGUGUCUGUGCUGGCGUUCAUAUUCUAUACCUCUCCCAUCGUCGACGACACCGCCAACGAACCGAAAUACAGCCCCAUCGUCGAUAAGGACGAUGAUACAACCGCUCUCGAGGCCGCUAAGCGGUCGCACAAGAAGGACAACCGCGCCCACGAAAACGACCUCGAUGUAGCCGCCGGCUUCUUCGCUGUGUGCAGAGAGUACACGCCUAUGGGGAUCAAUGCGAAGCCUAUCGAACGGUCAACGCCCGUGGGAUCUACGACCGUGGCCCCUUCGAGCCCCAGUGUCUAUCAGACCAUGUACCGGAGCAUAUUCGAGAGGAAGCCCACACCAGGACCUCUAGACAACAACAGUAACAGCACGAGUCAACGGCCCAAGAACGCGGGCAACGUUUUCUAUGUGGUGUUGAGACAUGGCCAUCUUAUGUUGUUCGACGACGAAGAACAGGUUGAAGUUCGACAUGUUGUUUCCCUGGCAUACCACGAUAUCAGUAUAUACUCAGGCGGUGAUGUCACUCCUGAAGGCGAACUCUUCAUCAAGCGAAAUGCGAUCCGACUAUCCCGAAAACAGGCUGGUACCGAACUGACUUCUGACAGCCCUGUUUCUAAACCUUUCUUCCUAUUCUCUGAAAACUGUUCAGCAAAAGAGGAUUUCUACUUUGCCCUGCUCAAAAACCAAGAGCAGAGUUUCGGGGUGGACGGCCAAGUGCCGAAGCCAUUGCAUUUCGAUGUUAAGAAUAUCAUCUCACUGGUCCAGAAGCUUCACUCUACGGAAGAGAACAUCCAUUCGAGAUGGCUAAAUGCAUUGCUUGGGAGGGUCUUCUUAGGAAUCAACCAGACGAAGGAUAUCGAGACCUUCAUCCGUGAGAAGCUCACUAAAAAGAUCUCCCGUGUUAAACGACCUUCAUUUCUUACUCACAUUACCAUCAAUGGAAUUGACACCGGCUCGGCAGCACCUUACUUUACGAACUUCAAACUCAAGGAUCUUACAGUUGAGGGAGAAUGUGUCGUUGAAGCCGACGUCAAAUACUCGGGAAAUGCUCGUAUUGAAAUCGCUGCCACAGCAAAGAUCGACCUCGGCGCUAGAUUUAAAGCACGGGAAGUCAACCUUGUCCUUGCAGCUGUUCUCAAGAGAGCUGAGGGCCAUAUGCUGUUCAAGAUCAAACCGCCACCAAGCAACCGAGUUUGGGUAGCUUUCCAGAGCAUGCCCAAGAUGGAAAUGGAUAUCGAACCCAUCGUUAGUGCGAGACAAAUCACUUAUACAGUCAUCCUUCGACAGAUCGAGAAUCGUAUAAAGGAAGUCAUUGCAGAAACAGUCGUGUUGCCAUUCUGGGAUGAUAUGCCCUUUUUCAAGACGGAGCACAAGCAGUGGCGAGGCGGUAUCUUUGAAGGAGAUGACGCCACGGUUCCCACUAAUGAUGCUGAAAGUAUAGUCGCUGCAGCAGGAGAUGUUGCAGCUGUCAGCCAUCUUGAUGGAAACCCGGACUUAACAGAGGAGACGAAACCCCUGGAAAAAAGCCAGACAGUCCCAGUCAUGGAAGCAACACCACCGCCAACGGGUCUCUUUGGGCGCAGACUUAGCAGGACAGGCACAAACCCUCAAGCUUCUGUUUCUGCUUCUGCUUCAUCAACCAGUGUCGACUCUAAGGGACCGGGUGCAAGCCCAGUAUUGAAGCCCAAGAUCUCCAAGGCGUCCCUACAGCCUAUCGUGGGUACUGAUGCCGCUCAUGCUGACAUUUUCAAGCCAUCGACAUCACCCCCUGAUCAUGCUACUAAUUACAUGGCGGCUCUGCACUCCCGCUCACACGACGCUUCCCCCAAGCCCCCCCAGACUUCAGAUGCGCCUCUGGAGUCAUCGUCUGCUUCCCAAAGGUCAACCCGGUCUUCACGCUCUUCCUCAUCAGUAAACGAAGCCCUCAACAAUGAUGUACCGGAAGACACUCAGAAGACUCCUGUUGCCAUCGGCCGCCGUAAUACGACCUCGUCGACUGGUUCAUCUCACACUGAUGAAAGACCAGGUUCCUCUGCUGUCUCCUUGAAAGAGUCCAUCAAGAGCCAGACAGGGUCACUGGGAAGGAGUUUCUUUACACGGCGUGAGCAUCCGGAGGUACCCGUUCAAGUGGACGAGGAGUCGGACCACAGUGAAGCUUCUCGAGACCACCCGAAUAAUCCACUCCAGAGACAGACUACGCUGGCGGCUGUUUCAAAUGCAGCAUUGCAAGCCAAACAAUGGGGUUGGAACGCUUAUCAACGACACAAGGAAGCACGCAGACAGGCAGAGCAAGCAAACCAUCUUGAUCUCAGCCAGCCCAUGGGAAGAGGUCAACCACUACCUCCUCCAGGAACGCCUCUCCCUAAGCCUACAAAUGGCAUGACGCGGAUAGCACCCCCGACGAGUGUUCCUGCGAGGAAGCCAGUCCCUGGACACAAUUCGGUAGAGUCUCUUGAGACUCACCACGAAAGCCAUCCUGAGCACGAGCAUGAGAAGCAUGGCGACCACCGUCCUCCCUUCUCUUCUCGCGGACGGCGUAGACAGAGCCACGCACCUGAACCGGACAAUGGACAGAAUGUAUUCGUCGUUGCCGCCCCAGAGGACUCUCAGCCCGCUACGCCAUCGGGCGAUGACCCUUCAAAUCAUCAAGUGUGGGCUUCCAGUGAUGAGCAGACAGUGACAGAUAGCGGAACAUCUCAUCCUCCCUCGAUGAUCACCAACGAAUCCUCACUCGUGCAAGAUGAAAAGUCAGCUAGCCCUGUAGAGCCAAAACCUGCCGCUCCAGCAGCAGCAGACGACGACGAUGACUUUUCUGGAUGGAUGGACAACGAACCGUUAGAUAUGGAAAUCAAUGACCCUGUACAGCCAACUGUACAGGAAGUCAAGUAA